AUGGUAUCUGUUAUACUAUGGCCCUCAGCCCUAUCAAUUGGUUUGAUGUCAAUCAGUUCAAAGUUGACCUUUUUUGGAACUCAGGCACCGACGAAUAUCGUUGGUCUCGGAACACAUCGUCAUUUAAUAGAAAAGUUGUCAAGCUUUUUGUGUAAUUUGGCCUAUUGCAAGAUAACGUCAAUAAGACCAUUAUUGGCGACUUUCUUACUAAUAGAGACUCAUUUCUUGGGUUCGAUUAAGCCGUCGGUUCUGAAGAACCUGCAGCGCCAUUUUCGUUGCGGCGACUGCUUAAAGUAUUUCGGGACGGCCAUUGAUAUUUCAUAUGGAAUCUGUAAUACGAAGCAUAUUCGUUGUCGCAUUCACAUUGUAUUGCCAUACAAUACCGCAAGUGUUGCAAGCUUUUGGUACCGUAUAUCAAUGAUCCAUCAGCCGUCUUUACUUUUAUUCACAUCCUUACCCAGGCAGCCGUUACAGACCUACAAAAGAGACAAAACGGGGACAUCAGAGAUAAGAUCAGCGGCUUACUUGUCAGCACUGCUAAAUUCUAAAAGUUGA
Molecule: messenger RNA, 555 nt
Organism: Mycotypha africana
Lineage: Eukaryota; Fungi; Mucoromycota; Mucoromycetes; Mucorales; Mycotyphaceae
Exons: 3
Coding region: 1-555 (184 amino acids)
Source: RefSeq, a predicted model, not a curated record